GAGAGAGAGAGAGGGGAGGGAGGGACGCAGAGAAGCGGAACGGCUCAAGAAAGGAGAAAAAGGGGUUACCGCCUCUGGAGGACACAAUUGUGAAAGGGGGCUUCGUAGCGGGAGGAGGAAGAAAGCAGGGAGGCAGAAUAGCGGCUCUUCUAUGGCUCAGUCGGCUGCUAACGGCGUGGACCAGGAUCUGGCCAGCAAGAGGCUGCACUCCAGGAUGGAGGCCUCUUGCUUGGAGUUGGCCCUGGAAGGAGAACGGCUGUGCAAGGCUGGGGACUUUAAAGGGGGUACCGCGUUUUUUGAGGCAGCCGUGCAGGUGGGAACGGAAGACCUGAAGACCCUUAGUGCCAUCUACAGCCAGCUGGGCAAUGCCUACUUCUACCUCAAGGAGUAUGGAAAAGCCCUGGAAUACCACAAACAUGACCUUACAUUGGCCAGAACAAUAGGAGACCGAAUCGGAGAAGGAAAAGCCAGCGGUAACCUUGGUAACACAUUAAAAGUGUUGGGGCGCUUUGACGAGGCGGUCGUCUGCUGCCAGAGACAUCUGGAUAUUUCUCAAGAACAAGGCGACAAGGUCGGAGAGGCCAGAGCACUGUAUAACAUAGGGAAUGUCUUUCAUGCAAAAGGCAAGCAGCUGUUAUGGGGCUGCACCCAGGAACCAGGAGACCUGCCUCCUGACGUCAGAGACACUCUGCAAAGAGCUACUGGCUUCUAUGAGAUGAACUUGUGUCUGGUGAAGGAGCUGGGUGACCGAGCCGCUCAGGGCAGAGCCUACGGGAACCUGGGCAACACCCACUACCUGCUGGGAAACUUCGUCGAAGCUAUCAAGUUCCACCGUCAGCGAUUAUCUAUUGCCAAAGAAUUUGGGGACAAAGCUGCUGAACGGCGAGCCUACAGUAACCUCGGCAAUGCUCUGAUAUUUCUGGGACAGUUCAACACAGCCACGGAGUACUACAGGAAAACUCUUCAGCUGUCCAGGCAGCUUAGGGACCAGGUGAUGGAGGCUCAGGCUUGCUACAGCCUGGGAAACACCUACACUCUCUUGCAGCAGUAUGAGAGGGCCAUAGAGUACCACCUGAAACACCUUUACAUAGCCCAGGAGCUUACUGAUAGGGUUGGCGAGGGUCGUGCCUGCUGGAGUCUGGGAAACGCUUAUGUGUCUUUAGGGAACCACAAACAAGCACUCCACUACGCCCGAAAGCACCUGGACAUCUCUAAAGAGAUUGGAGACAGAAACGGGGAACUGACAGCCAGAAUGAAUGUGGAGCAGUUGAUGGAGGCGCUGGGGGUCAACGAGAGUGACCUUUCACCCUCCAGCUCAGAGUUUGAGAUGCAAGGAGCGAGACCCAAAUUCACCAAGAGAAACAGCAUGGACAGUGUAGAACUGUGGAAGUACUCUUCAGAUAAGAAUGGCGAGAGCCAAGACAUGGAAAGUAUACCUAGGAGGUCCAAGAGUCAGCUGUCCCAGCCGGGUAACAGAAAAGGCUGUUCAGACAGUCAGUCAUCAGAUGAGAGGCCGUGGUUGGACUCUCCCGUGGACACUGAUGACAUCACGGUGCAAGUCCCGCCUCCAGUGCCGAAGCUGGGCCGUGAUCCCUCCGAUGAAGACUGCUUCUUUGACCUCCUCAGCAAGUUCCAGAGCAGCCGCAUGGAUGACCAGCGCUGCCACCUUGACGAGCCGCAGAACGGAGACAACGGAGAAGGCGCCUCAAACUCCAUGGUAUCCCUGAACGAGAUGUUAGAUCCUGCACUUACCACUUCCCCCCAGACCGAGGAGCUGUUUGACUUGAUUGCCAGCUCUCAGAGCCGCCGCCUCGACGACCAGCGCGUUAACGUGGGUAACCUCCCAGGCCUGAGGAUUACCCACAACAACCUGGGACACCUGGUGGGUGAGGGAGAUCACCAGGAGCCCAGUGAUGACUUCUUCAACAUGCUUAUCAAGUGCCAGUCCUCUAGGAUCGACGAUCAGCGGUGCUCCCCUCCGGAAGCAGGCCCCCACGCCCCCACAGUGCCCGACGAAGACUUCUUCAGCCUGAUCCAGAGGGUGCAGGCCAAGCGCAUGGACGAGCAGCGCGUCCAGCUGCCCGAGGACGACCAGGACGGCCCUCAGCCCCCCGAUCCGGAGCCCCCCGGCGGGUUCUCCAGCUAGGACUCGGCGAAUAACGCUGCGCAACUCAAAGAAAUCAAAAGCGGGAGCGAAGGACGAGCCAACAUUUAAAGGCGGCACUUAAACGGUGAACUAACACCAUUUAUGAAGACGAAUCCCAUGUGCAAUAGAUGGUGCCCUGUUAAAUGUUGCUUGGUGUAUUGUGUAUUAAAUGUGUGUAAAUAAACUGGGGAAACAGUUUCAGCCCGCGGUGCAGAGAGGAAGAAGAAGACGAUGGAGGUUUUUGUGGGUGACAUGGAAGCGAAAUACGUACUCAAAUCUAAUGCCUUAAUCAGCAUUUCUUUCAGACUCAAGAUUGUAUUACCUGGCGUCAGACGUGUUUUGUUUUUAUUUUUUUUCUCAGAAGCACAUAAUGGGCAUACAGCAUAAUAAUAACUGACAAUUAAUGUGGAGGCGUAGAAAGAUUUAUUCAUAGAAACAGCGUCGACAGAAACACGAGAGAAACAGAUUUGCACUGAAAAGUUGAAAACAGCUUUGAGUUUUUGAGACGUCAGUGAUCGACUCUGCCUUUAUCUUAAUAUUUCUGUGUCUCCCGCUGCUCACGGAGAAGCGGUGUUAUUCUAACAGUAUUAGACUUGGCCAUCAUUUCCUUAAAUCAGCGUAACAAGCAGUAUGCGGUAACCAAGGUUACCGAGCAAACGAAAUAGCUGCGGCUGCGGCACCGGAGCUGCGUGAUAAUUGAAGCCGCGGUUAAUGUCCCAGCUCGGCUUUUAAAAGUGACGCACGCCGCCCGUAACGCUCUGAACGUCUGAUAACAGACUACUGCCAUCAUCAUCAUCGUCAUCACCAUCAUAGUGUAACACAGACCUGGAAGCAGACGGAUGUGUCAUAGUCUGGAGAGUCUAACACCGUGAACAAUGUUAGAACCCUUGUGUUGCUGGUAUAUUGCCUCUCUGUGGCCAAAACCGUGUAUUACCUCUGUGAUUUGCAGAGUGCAGUUUCUUGGGGUUACGGCAAUCCCUGCUCUUUACCAUUUCUAGGAUGACAUUGUUUCGCUAGCUAAGGUUUUUUUUUAGAGAGUGUAUCCUCAGAAUCAGGUGGAGAGUAGUGAGCUUUUUUUUUUGUUUUUUUGUUUUUUGGUCCAUCUGUUGCAGAAUUAGCAUUAGAGGUACAACCUGCAGAAAGGAAUUGUUAUUGGCUUGAAAACAAUUGCAGUAAAUAGACACCUAGUGGCUUGCCUUUUAUUUCAAAAGUACCUCAUGUUUGUACCUCGAAGCUUAAAUGAACCUUAGAUACAUUGAGCUAUGGUGGAUCAGUACCAUAGUGGUUGUAUUUGAUUCACCUACUCUUUAUAAACAACGCAUUUGGGAGAUAUUACAGUUGAUAUUUUCUUCUUCUUUUUUUUUUUUCCUUUGUGAAUUAACAUUUUUAGAAAUGAUCCGGUACGCUUCUAUUUGUCUCUGCCAUAAUUUGUACAUAUAAAUAUAUUUUGUAUUUAUGUUCCUUUUGAGGGCAUGGAUAUGUCAAUUCAUGCUUUUAAUAAAGUGUUUCAGAUGUUUA
Messenger RNA from Mugil cephalus (flathead mullet), 3664 nucleotides. It is a transcript of the gene gpsm1b, whose product is annotated as G protein signaling modulator 1b. Gene Ontology annotation, molecular function: protein binding; GTPase regulator activity. The coding region runs from base 152 to 2146 and encodes 664 amino acids. The record is from RefSeq and is a predicted model, not a curated record. NCBI's taxonomy places the organism in Eukaryota, Metazoa, Chordata, Actinopteri, Mugiliformes, Mugilidae. The transcript is spliced from 14 exons.